Molecule: messenger RNA, 1016 nt
Organism: Asparagus officinalis (garden asparagus)
Lineage: Eukaryota; Viridiplantae; Streptophyta; Magnoliopsida; Asparagales; Asparagaceae
Product: thaumatin-like protein 1b
Exons: 2
Coding region: 39-1016 (325 amino acids)
Biological process (GO): defense response
Cellular component (GO): extracellular region
Source: RefSeq, a predicted model, not a curated record
CCAAAAAAAUCCCCAACGUUCCAUUUUUAGAGCUAACAAUGGCAACAUUCCAUCCUCUCAUUUUCUUGAUUAUUCACAUUUCUUUCCUAUUUUCGGCAGUUUCCGCAGCCACGUUCACCGUGACGAACAACUGUCACUACACAGUCUGGCCGGGAGUUCUCUCCGGCGCCGGCCACCGGCCCCACUCUUCCACCACCGGCUUCGCCCUCCAAACCGGCGAAUCCCAGUCAAUACCGGUGCCCACCGGCUGGUCCGGUCGCUUCUGGGGCCGCACGCUCUGCUCCACCGACGCAACCGGCAAAUUCACCUGUGCGACCGGCGAUUGCGGGUCGUCCACCGUCCAAUGCUCCGGCAGCGGCGCUGCCCCUCCGGCCACCCUCGCGGAGUUCACCCUCAACGGCAGCGACGGCAAAGACUUCUAUGACGUCAGCCUCGUUGACGGGUAUAAUCUACCAAUGCUCGUGGUUCCUCAAAGCGGGUCGGGUAAUUGUAGCUCUACCGGUUGCUUAGUGGAUCUUAACGGGUUGUGCCCGUCGGAUCUUAAAGUGACGGAGUCGGAUGGGGACGGGGUCGCUUGCAGAAGCGCUUGUGAGGCGUUCGGGUCGCCCGAGUAUUGUUGUAGCGGAGCGUAUGGGAACCCGAAUACGUGUAAGCCUACGCAGUAUUCGCAGUUCUUUAAGAAUGCUUGCCCGAGAGCGUAUAGCUACGCGUACGAUGAUGCUACGUCUACGUUUACGUGUACUAAUGCUAAUUACUUGAUCACUUUCUGUCCCGGUACAACGAGUCAGAAAUCAGGAGAAAAUAGCAACAGCAACAGCGGAAACAAUAAUAACGGCGGCAACCCCCAGGCAGCACUGCCGUUGAUAAACAGCACGAUGGUAUUUCUCGGCGGAGAUGACGUUCCCGCCCCCCCCCUUAUAGGCGGGUCGAGCCCAAGAGCACAGGUGGCAAGCCCAUUUGUGCUAUGGCCUGUUGCCAUUGGGCUCACGUGGUUUCUGAUCCGUGGGGCCCACUAG